Messenger RNA from Caenorhabditis elegans, 730 nucleotides. RefSeq names its product Hemimethylated DNA-binding domain-containing protein (gene tag-229). The record is from RefSeq and is marked reviewed. The coding region runs from base 12 to 614 and encodes 200 amino acids. Gene Ontology annotation, molecular function: DNA binding. The transcript has 5 exons. NCBI's taxonomy places the organism in Eukaryota, Metazoa, Nematoda, Chromadorea, Rhabditida, Rhabditidae.
CACAACAACAAAUGGAAAUAAAGCCGGAACUCAUAUUUAUUGGAAUUCUUAUUCUGGUACCCGCACAAUGGCUUCUAUCACCUUCGGAAACUGGCCAUUUGAAAUAUCGAAUGAAUAGUCUAAUCUUCACACUAAAACAAUAUAUUCCAUCAUUUAUGACGUCAUCAUCGGAUUCUGAAGCAGAAGCCGCUGAAAGUUCUGCAAUUAUGGCUGAAAUGAAUCCGGAAGGAAAUGGAGCAUAUGGAAUGGGUCAAUAUACACGUCAUCGGGCUCCACACGUGGAAUUUCGUGUUGGUGACGUCAUCACUCAUACGAAAUUGAAUUUUCGUGGUGUUAUUAUUGGAUGGGAUGAACAUGCAAUUGCACCGGAAAAAUUUCUAAAAGUUGCGCAUGGCGAGAAUAAGAAUUACGCUACUCAGCCCAACUACGCUGUCCUCAUCGACACCCGCGACCGCCUGACACCUCAAUUAUCGUAUAUUGUUCAGGAAAAUUUGGAAAUCGAUAAAGGAACUGUGAUGCAUCCGCUCGUCGAUAAAUUCUUUGAUGGAUUCGAUGAAAAACGGCAAAAAUACAUCAUGCGCCCUCUAUACAAGCAAUGGUAUCCCGACGACUAAUUAUUGAUUUUUUAUUUAAAUUAUUGAUUUUCUAACUAAAAACUAGUCAUUUUCUGUGUUUUUAUCGAUUUUCUGUGAUUAUUUCUGUUUUAUGGGUUUAAAUAUACGAUUUUUCG